This is a messenger RNA of Closterium sp. NIES-65, 1350 nucleotides long. NCBI's taxonomy places the organism in Eukaryota, Viridiplantae, Streptophyta, Zygnematophyceae, Desmidiales, Closteriaceae. The record is from the annotation of a GenBank genome assembly.
AUGGACGUGGACGUGGACGUGGACGUGGACGUGGACGUGGACAUGGACGUGGACAUGGACGUGGACGUGGACGUGGACGUGGACAUGGACGUGGACGUAUACGUAGACGUGGACGUGGACGUGGACGUGGACGUAGACGUAGACGUGGACGUGGACGUGGACAUGGACGUGGACGUGGACGUGGAGGACGUGGACGUGGACGUGGACGUGGAGAACUUGGACGUGGACCUGGACGUGAACGUGGACGUGGACGUGGACGUGGAGGACUUGGACGUGGACGUGGACGUUGACGUGGACGUGGACAAGGACAUGGACGUGGACGUGGACGUGACGUGGACUGGACGUGGAGUGGACGUGGACGUGGACGUGGACGUGGACGUGGACGUGGACGUGGACGUGGAGGACGUGGACGUGGACGUGGACGUGGACGUGGAGAACUUGGACGUGGACAUGGACGUGAACGUGGACGUGGACGUGGACGUGGAGGACUUGGACGUGGACAUGGACGUGGACGUGGACAUGGACGUGGACGUGGGCGUGGAAGUGGACAUGGAGGUGGACGUGGACGUGGACAUGGACGUGGACAUGGACGUGGACGUGGACGUGGACAUGGACGUGGACAUGGACAUGGACGUGGACGUGGAGUGGACGUGGAUGGACGUGGACGUGGACGUGGACGUGGACGUGGACGUGGACUUGGACGUGGACGUGGACGUGGACGUGGACGUGGACGUGGACAUGGACGUGGACAUGGACGUGGACGUGGACGUGGACGUGGACAUGGACGUGGACGUAGACGUGGACGUGGACGUGGACGUGGACAUGGACGUGGACGUGGACGUGGAGGACGUGGACGUGGACGUGGACGUGGACGUGGAGAACUUGGACGUGGACAUGGACGUGAACGUGGACGUGGACGUGGACGUGGAGGACUUGGACGUGGACAUGGACGUGGACGUGGAGUGGACGUGGACGUGGACGUGGACUGGACGUGGAGUGGACGUGGACGUGGACGUGGACGUGGACGUGGAGGACGUGGACGUGGACGUGGACGUCGAGAACUUGGACGUGGACAUGGACGUGAACGUGGACGUGGACGUGGACGUGGAGGACUUGGACGUGGACAUGGACGUGGACGUGGACGUGGACAUGGACGUGGACGUGGACGUGGACGUGGACGUGGACCUGGACAUGGACGUGGACGUAGACGUGGACGUGGACAUGGACCUGGACAUGGACGUGGACGUGGACGUGGACGUGGACAUGGACGUGGACGUGGACAUGGUCGUGGACGUGGACGUGGACGUGGACGUGGACAUGGACGUGGACGUGAACAAGACGUGGACGUGA